Molecule: messenger RNA, 2691 nt
Organism: Scheffersomyces stipitis CBS 6054
Lineage: Eukaryota; Fungi; Ascomycota; Pichiomycetes; Serinales; Debaryomycetaceae
Gene: ROM2
Product: Rho family guanine nucleotide exchange factor
Exons: 2
Coding region: 1-2691 (896 amino acids)
Biological process (GO): intracellular signal transduction
Molecular function (GO): guanyl-nucleotide exchange factor activity
Source: RefSeq, a predicted model, not a curated record
AUGCAACCUUUGCCAUACAAUUCUUCGGUAUAUCCUGCUCUUUUGUCAGAAGUAGCUAAGGUCUUUAAGGAAGUCAUUAUCUUGACCAUAAACACCAAAGAUGGUUUGGAGUACCACGACACUUUUACUGGUAAAAUGUCGGUGGAUAUCAUCUGUAGAAUUAUCCGUACCAGUGACAGAAACUUGGCUUUGUUAUUGGGAAGAUCGUUGGAUGCACAAAAGUUCUUUCAUGAUGUUACUUAUAAUCACAGAUUGAGAGACUCUGUCCACGAAGUAUAUGCUUUCAGUCACAUUUAUAGUGACGAGGCUUCUGCUUCACAACAAACUGGCGUCAACGGUGUUUUCACCAUUUUGACCGACUGUUACUCGCCUACUUGUACGAGAAACAGGUUGUGUUACAGUAUUGCUUGUCCACGUAGAUUGGAGCAACAAGCACGUCUCAAUAUGAAGCCACAGGGCGGAUUGAAGAGGGCUGUUUCUAGAUUGUCUUUGCAUGAAAAGGAAGAAACCAAGACAUUAUGGCACGAAACAGUUCCACAAUCGAUCUUGGAUAAAUUGGACAAGCAAGAAAAGAUGAGACAAGAGUUAAUCUACGAAUUCAUCUACACCGAAAGAGACUAUGUCAAGGAUCUUGAAUUCAUGACCGAUUUCUAUAUCAUGCCAUUGCGAAACCCUGCCAACAAUAUCAUUCCUGAAAACCAGCGUGAAACGUUUAUCCACACUGUUUUUGGAGGAGUUGGCGACCUCUUAAGAUUGGCUAAGAAUAUGAGUGAAGCUUUAACCAGACGUCAACAACAGCAGAAGCCUGUUGUCGAAACGUUGGGUGAUGUGUUCUUAGACUAUGUUGGCAACUUUGAGCCGUUUAUUAGGUAUUCUGGUAACAAGGUAUUUGCCAGUUUCGAGCAUGAGAGACAACAACAGGUCAACAUGAGAUACGCCCGCUUUUUGGAUGCAAUCGAAAAGAAACCCGAGUCCAGAAAACAGGACUUAUCUUCUUUCUUGAUCAAGGGAGUCCAGAGACCUGCCAGAUAUCAGUUGUUGUUGGGCGGUAUCUUGAAGAAUACAAAACCAGAGUCGCCUGACUAUAAGAAUCUCGUCAAGGCCAAAGAAGAGAUCGAGAGGGUUUUAGGCAAGAUCAACAUCCAGACGGGUGAAAGCACUGACAGACACAAGAUCAUGGUGUUGCAUAGAUUGUUAGGAAAACAAACGUUAGAAACGAAGUACAACUUCAAGUUAUCCUACAAUCACCGGAUUAUCUAUCAGGUUACGUUAAGCAGAAAGAGAGAUAACGAAAAAAUUGACUUGUAUCUUUUCGAGCAUGCUCUUUUAUUGGUGAAACACAAGAUACAGAACAAGAGAGAACAGCAUAAGGUGUUUGAAAAGCCUCUUUAUCUCCCCUUAUUAUAUGCCAAUAGUGGCUAUGAUGUUCCUACCAUCAGAUCGGUGAUAAGCCAUAGAUACAGAGGGUCUGUUAUAUCUGAUACUGGCUUGAAAAACAGAGCAGAAAGCACCACGUACAUUGGUACUACGUUGAACUCCAAUUCUACCAACAAGUUCCAGUUGAACAUCUUGGGAUUGGGAAGUAACCAGGUCCACGCUACGUUGUUUGCAGAUGAGUUAUCAGUGCAGAAUCAAGUCUUGCAGCAAAUCUACAACCAACAGAAGAAGCUCAUUGAAGAAAAUGAUUUGUUCUCGUUGUCCAAAUAUGAAACAAGAAGGUUCCAUGGCAACAAUAAGAUCAACUGUGCUGUUCCCUGUUACGGAGGGAAAAAGUUGUUGUAUGGUACAGAUUCUGGAGUGUGGGUAUCUACUGUUCGUUCCAUCAGCGCUACUUCUAACGAAAAGAUCUGUUCAGAUCCAACGUUAGUUAUCAGCAAGAUGUACGUAACUCAGAUUGAGGUUGUGGUGGAGUACUCCAAGAUCUUGAUCUUAAGCGACAAGACUUUAUACGAGUUUGAUUUGUCGUGUACAGAUUCUUUGGACCACCAAAAGAACACCAAGUCUGGCAAAAUGAUCUUGAACCACGUCUCGUUCUUCAAGAUUGGUAUAUGUGACGGAAGAUUGUUGGUAUGUGCCGCAAAGACUGGAAGCACCCACUCCAUCAGUAUCUUUGAGCCUGCCAAUCCGUUUGACAAGAAUAACCAGAGAAAUAAGAACAAGAAGUACGAUAUUCAGGAAGUGACUUUUUCGUCUGAUCCUAUAUCGAUUUCGUUCUUGAAGACAAUGCUCUGUGUUGGUUGUACCAAGGGCUUUGAGAGUUUGUCAUUGGAGAAGGGAAUGAAGGAAUCGAUUCUUGACGAAGCUGAUCCUUCAUUGGAUUUCGCUAUACAAAGAGAAACAGUAACUCCGUUGGCUAUCCACAGAUUGGGCAGAAGCGACUUCUUGUUGUGUUAUGCUGAAUUCGUAUUCUUGAUCAACAAGAAUGGGUGGAGAACGAACCACUAUUGGGAUAUCUACUGGGAAGGUAAUCCACAGAAUGUAGCGUUGUUCUUUCCCUACUUGUUGUCGUUUGAGCCUGGCUUCAUAGAAAUCAGAGACUUAAACUCCACCAAAUUGUUGAGAGCGUUGGUUGGCGACAACAUCCGGUUCCUUCAUUCCAACGAGCAUGAAGCGUUGUAUGCCUGCUCCGAGAAUGGCUACGACAUCAUUGUGUCUAUUGACUUCUUGAACUUGAAGCCACGGACCGCAUAA